Messenger RNA from Medicago truncatula (barrel medic), 1323 nucleotides. Its product is annotated as ethylene-responsive transcription factor ERF104. Gene Ontology annotation, biological process: regulation of DNA-templated transcription; ethylene-activated signaling pathway. NCBI's taxonomy places the organism in Eukaryota, Viridiplantae, Streptophyta, Magnoliopsida, Fabales, Fabaceae. Gene Ontology annotation, molecular function: DNA-binding transcription factor activity; DNA binding. Bases 145 to 840 code for a protein of 231 amino acids. The transcript has a single exon. The record is from RefSeq and is a predicted model, not a curated record.
UUCCAUUAUAACCCCCUCAUAUUUAUAUACUCUUCACUCCUUAUUUUCCACUCAACCAAUUCCUCUCUCCAUUCUAAAUUUAGCACACUCCUCUCUUAAGUCUUAAUCCUCUUCAAAAAAACAGAACAACCUCAAUUUAGAAGUAUGGAACAAAACAUAGAAUUCACUUUUUGGUCCUCAAACAACCUAGAAAUUCAAAAUUCAAUUUCUCAAAGCAAUAACAUGAAACAAACACAAACCCAUUUUCAAAUCCCUCAAACCACUUUCUCCAAACCUCCAAGGUCAUCCUCAAACCUAAGCAACCGCAAACCCUCCUUGAACAUCACAAUCCCUUCUAUAACAAAACCUCUCCCACAACAAAACAUAGUAAAAAGUGAAAACACCAACACCAAAGAGGAUAAUAAGCACUAUAGAGGUGUUAGAAGAAGAACAUGGGGAAAAUUUGCUGCAGAAAUCCGUGACCCUAAUAGAAAAGGAUCAAGAGUAUGGCUUGGAACCUUUGAUACAGCCAUAGAAGCUGCAAAAGCUUAUGAUAAAGCUGCUUUCCAGAUGAGAGGAAGUAAAGCCAUAUUGAACUUCCCUCUAGAUGUUGCUACUGAUUCUGUAGAAUCAUCACUUUCUAACUGCAUCAAAGUUGGUAAGAAAAGACAAAGAGAUGAAGGGAACUGUGUUGAGAUUAAUAAUAAUAAUAAUAAUAUUAAGCAAGUUAAGAAAGAAGAAGGGGUUUUAGCUGCUCCUUUGACUCCUUCAUGUUGGAAAGGGUUUUGGGAUACUGAUGUUAUGGGAACUAUCUUCAGUGUUCCUCCUUUGUCACCCUUAUCUCCACUCAUGGGAUUUUAAGAUUAAUUAAUUAAGCCCUUGUAAUAAACCAAGUUGUUUGGACUUCGGUGAUAAGGAACUCCUUCCAAGAACAUACCUGAGGAAUACUGGGUUCGAUUUCCAGGGGAAGCAAUGCUUGGCUAGUGCGCAUGCCUCUACACAUGAGCCAGAUUAGUCGCUCACCUUUGAUGGGUUGAAAACCGAUGCUAAAGCCAAAAAAAUAAAAUUAAGCCCUUAUAAUCAUGUUAAGGUGUUAAUUAAAGUCCUUAAAGCCCUUAUCUCCACUCAUGGGAUUUGUAUCACAUAUAUACUAGUUGUUGAAAUAGGAGGAGUGUUAAUAGUAUAUUUUUGUAGGUGAAGAUUAGAUAUAUAUUGGUUGGUUUUAAUUUUAGUGUAAAUAUAGGAAGAUUGAAGCUAGUGUUUAAUUCUUUUAUGUAUGUCCAUUUGGUGAAAGAAUAUUGAAAUUUGUUUAUUCGUUUAUUGGAGAAAACGUUGUCCAUGAAA